Messenger RNA from Aspergillus eucalypticola CBS 122712, 1344 nucleotides. RefSeq lists its product as uncharacterized. The transcript is spliced from 2 exons. Gene Ontology annotation, molecular function: glycosyltransferase activity. Lineage: Eukaryota; Fungi; Ascomycota; Eurotiomycetes; Eurotiales; Aspergillaceae. The coding region runs from base 1 to 1344 and encodes 447 amino acids. The record is from RefSeq and is a predicted model, not a curated record.
AUGCGGCGCAUAUUUUUCUCGUUUAUACUAUCUCUUUCGCUCCUCUUCAUCUUCUACAAAACCAAGCACAUCGGAGACUACACCAGUCGAGUUGCCACGCCUGGAUUGGACCCGGGGAAGCAUAUAACUGUAUCCCGCACAAAACCCGACCGAUUUCGUCCCCUCAGACUGACAGAAUGCACUGACUCAACCCCCGGAUACUAUGCACCAUGUAUGGCUCGGACACUACGGAAUGUAGUAUCCGCUGAGGAGCUGAUCUACCCUGCCUUUACCAUAAGCCCUCCAAUAUUCGCUACAUCCCGUCCUCGCGAUGCAGAACGGUGGUGGAACACGACGUGGAUGAUGUGGGAACGGGCUUAUGAGAUGAAAGGUCGAGUGCGUUAUCCUGAAAAGCACGGUCAGAUAUAUGUAUUUGAAAAUGUUACCUUAUCUCCCUCUACACCCUUCGACAAAUGGAUCAUGCAAGCCUGUAUGUCCGGCCUCGCCACAACCUCUCAUGUUGUACCUAGCAGCGACGAGCCCACUCAUGACAGCGUGCUGCUGGCAAACUUCCCAGACUCGUGGUCGAUGCAGCACUUUCUCGACCGUGGCAUGCGGGCAGUGGCUCAGUCGCGGGACCACCAGACCAAAUACGUAGCUACUGGACGCGAGGGACACAAUUCCGUUGAGGAGUUUUGGUCAUACCUCGGAUAUCCCGCAGACCAGGUGCUCCAUAGCGAUACAAGCUUUGUCGCAUCGCAGCUUAUAUGGAGUUGUCGUGCACCGCUUAUCCAUCCGUGGCUGACACAGAGAUCUCUUUCUCUCCUCAGUCCUGAUAGUCUUCAGCCAGUGGAAAAGGCAGAUCGCAAAAUAAUUCUAUACAUGACGAGAUCGAACGGACUGAUCCUCAAUGCUGGCAGAGAAGUCCUUAACGAGGAUAUUCUCCUGGCAGAUAUCCAAUCACUUCUCGAUAAGAGAGGGAAAAGAGAAGAACUUAAAGUCUUCAACCACAAGGAUUUCCCCAGCACUGACGCGCUGAUGCGCUACGUUCAUCAAAACGUGAAAGCAGUGAUUGGUCCUCACGGAAGUGCUCUGCAUAAUUAUUUCUGGGCUGCAGAGGAUACGCUGUUGAUCGAAUUUAUGCCCACGUCCAGACCGGACUUUGCUUUCUAUGAGGCCGCAAGCAUGCGGGAUCAACCAUAUGCGGUACUGAUGAUAGAUCCGGUGGAUGAUCAGCAUAACAUGGAGGUGGAUGUACCUGCUGUGCUCGAAAUCUUGUCGGAGAGGUUGGACCAGCCUCUGGAAAUGGGGGAGCGACUGAAAGUAGCGUAUGAUUGGGAGGCGGAAGAGCUGGGAGUCAAUUAG